Molecule: messenger RNA, 1722 nt
Organism: Cadophora gregata
Lineage: Eukaryota; Fungi; Ascomycota; Leotiomycetes; Helotiales; Ploettnerulaceae
Exons: 1
Coding region: 1-1722 (573 amino acids)
Biological process (GO): transmembrane transport
Cellular component (GO): membrane
Molecular function (GO): transmembrane transporter activity
Source: RefSeq, a predicted model, not a curated record
AUGCCAAUCUCACAUCCGACCCUGGUAACAGGUUCCAGCUUGAUUACUGCGAGUUUGGCUCCUCAAGAUGUUGCCGUUAACACAGACCCCUCGCCAAAUCCGAAAGUGGAAGCCACACCUAUAUCCACCACAGAAGAAUCUCUCCAAGCCCGAAUAGAGCGUCUAGGUCGUCAACGACCCCCAACAUUCAACACGCGGUGGAGCGAGAUAUCUUUUGUCUUCAGCAUAAUCAUGUCGCAAUUCCUAACCGAGUUCUUCGUCUCCGGCUUCGUAGUCAUCCUUCCAACCCUGAUUCGAGAACUCAACAUUCCACAAGCAUCCAGUGUCUGGCCUGCAACAGCAUUCUCGCUCGUCAUCGCUAGCACUUUGCUUGUCUUUGGCCGCCUGGGAGACAUGUGGGGAGGAUAUCCGAUAUUCAUCGGUGGUCUUGCGUGGUUGCUGGUUUGGAGUAUCGUGGCGGGAUUCAGCAGUAAUGCUCUGAUGCUGGAUUUCUGCCGAGCGCUUCAAGGGCUGGGAGCAGCUGCUUUCCUGCCUAGUGGUGUUAUGCUCAUGGGCUCCUUGUAUCGACCUGGGCCACGGAAGAAUUUGGUAUUUGCUAUGUACGGCACGUCUGCAGUGUUUGGUUUCUUCGGUGGGAUCUUUGUUGCCGGGAUGGUCGGCCAGUUCUUACACUGGGGCUUUUAUUUCUGGAUUGGAGCCAUCCUCACCGCGAUCACUCUGGUGGCGUCGGUCUUUGCUGUCCCGUCCAAUCCACUUGACAAGGAGUCCUCAAAUGAGAUACAAAUGGAUUACCUUGGUGCGGCUGCAAUCAUCUCCGGGCUCGUACUCACAGUCUUUUCGAUCACUCAAUCCGCGCAUGCUCCUCAAGGCUGGAAGACGCCAUAUAUCCCGAUCUGCUUCACACUUGGGCUUCUUUCCCUUCUAGCGGCCAUAUUCAUAGAAACACGAGUUUCCUCCCAGCCAUUGCUACCAGCUUCGAUCUUUGCAACGCCAUGUAUGACACCUCUCUUGCUCGCCAUAUUCCUCUUAUACGGCACAUGGGGCAUCUUCUCCGUCUACGGAACGUUGUAUUUUCAGAAUAUCAUGUCAGCCACUCCACUCCAGGUGGUCGCGUGGUACAUUCCACUUUGUGUGGCUGGGCUUCUGUUCAGUGUUCUCGAGGGAUUUAUCCUCCAUUUGGUCCCUGGAAGAGUAUUGCUAGUUAUCUCUGGUCUUGGCGCCGUGGGGUCGCAACUUCUCCUUGCAUUUAUUCCGCUCGGAGGGGGAAAUUACUGGGCAUGGAUUUUCCCCGCUAUGAUCCUGAGUACGAUUGGUAUAGAUCUGUCCACAAUUCUUAUGACAGUGUUCAUAACAACUACUUUUCCUAUUUCUCAACAAGGGUUGGCAGGUGGUGUAAUCAACUCCGUGCUGCAGCUGGGUGUGGCUCUUUGCCUCGGCUUGACGGACAUAAUCCAGUCUAGAACGUUUCAGGAUGGUCUGGGAGAGAGCUAUAAGAAUACGUUCUGGUUUGGUGUUGUAGCUGGGGCUAUGAGUUUGAUACUCAUGGCAGUCUGGGGGAAAGUUCCGAAGGCAACGAGCGAUUUGUCUGCGGAUGAGAAGCUGGAAUUGGUUCGGGAGGCGGAGCUCGAAUCUGCAAUUUGCGGACAAGGAACUGUAAAGCAAGAGCGAAUAUCUAUUUUUGUGGGACAAACCAUUACUGUGCUCACCCCUGAAGAUUAUUAG